AUGGAGGAAACUACAGUUUUAAUUUUAUUAGCUGUUGUUAUGUUAAUUGGAAGUUAUCUUAUUGGUUCAAUUCCUCUCGUUGUCAAUCUGUCAGAGGAGAAGCUGCAAUUAGUUUCAGUACUCGGAGCUGGUAUGCUUGUAGGUACUGCUUUGUCAGUAAUUAUUCCUGAAGGUGUUAGGUCUUUAAUUCAUAAAUCUCACGAAAAAAAAGAUGGGUCUGUAAUGGUGUCUGUACAUCAAGAUGUUGAUGAUAUUCAUGGAAUGAUAGGAAUGUCUCUAGUCUUAGGAUUUCUUUUUAUGCUUGUGAUAGAUCAAAUUUCAUCUAGGAGUAAAGCAUCAAUAUCCGAUUUAGAAAGCUCAAUCAAAGGAGUAACCAAUGGAGCCACAGCGACUAUAGGUUUGGUUGUUCAUUCUGCUGCUGAUGGAGUGGCUUUAGGCGCAGCUGCAAGCACAGCUCAUCACGAUAUAGAAAUUAUAAUUUUCCUUGCUAUUAUGUUACAUAAAGCACCUGCAGCAUUUGGCCUGGUUACAUUUUUGCUUCAUGAAGGAUUAGAAAGAGUUCGUAUUAGAAAACAUUUGUUAAUUUUUUCAGUAGCUGCUCCUUUGAUGGCAUUAUUAACUUAUUUCGGAUUGGGACAGGAAGGAAAAGAAACAUUGUCUUCGGUCAAUGCGACAGGAGCAGCCAUGUUAUUUAGUGCAGGGACUUUUUUAUAUGUGGCAACGGUUCACGUUUUGCCAGAAUUAAUUGUACGCCGAAGCAAUCAUUCCUUAGCUGCCAAUUCAUCUCAUUCGGGACAUGCAUUAGGAAAGUCUGAGUUAGUUGCAAUUGUUGUCGGUUCUCUAUUACCUAGUCUUUUGACAAUGGGCCAGAAAUUAAAAUUUUUAAUUUACAAAACAGGGAUUCACAUCGCUAAAUUAUCUCUCCUGAUUAUUAUUUGUUUACAACAACAAAAUAAAAAAAAAAAAGUGGAAAAAAAAGUUCUUCCUUACAAAUCGAUUCAAAAUGAAUAA
Messenger RNA from Pediculus humanus corporis (human body louse), 1011 nucleotides. RefSeq lists its product as uncharacterized. Gene Ontology annotation, biological process: transmembrane transport; zinc ion transport. NCBI's taxonomy places the organism in Eukaryota, Metazoa, Arthropoda, Insecta, Psocodea, Pediculidae. Gene Ontology annotation, cellular component: membrane. The transcript has 9 exons. Gene Ontology annotation, molecular function: metal ion transmembrane transporter activity. The record is from RefSeq and is a predicted model, not a curated record. The coding region runs from base 1 to 1011 and encodes 336 amino acids.